AUGUUACAAAGUUUAAAAAAUGUUUUUUUUUCAGAAACCACAACUACAACAACAACAUCAACUACAACACCAGUAUCAAAUUCAGCUAUUAAAAGAUACAUUGGCAAUAUAAAUGAUUAUAAGAAUGCAAACUAUUUUAAUUAUUAUAGAAUUUUGGAGAAUAAAUAUGACUACCUUAGGGACACCUUUGGUUUAAAAACUUUUUCAAACAAUGAAACAUUCAAAUUAAUUGAUUUUACAAUUGAUUCAGAAAUGAAUAAUACUUGUAUAACAUCAAUUUGGAAUCAAAAGUAUUCAAAUAAUUCAAGUAUACCAGUUGAGGGUAUUUAUAAAAUUCCAUUAGCACCAUAUAGUGUCAUUUCAGGAUUCACAGUAGAAUAUCAAGAUAAAGUUUUCAUCGGUAAAAUUAAAUCAAAAGAAAAAGCACAAAAUCAAUACUCUGAUUCAAUCGCAAGUGGUGGCCAAGCAUUCCUCGCAGAGAAAACUCAAGAUGGUCAAUUCUCAUUUAGAAUCGGUAAUUUACCACCAAAUGAAAAUGUUACAAUUCAUUUAACAAUUAUUUCAGGAGUUUGUCCUCAUUUAUCAAGUUUGCAAAAUUGUUUCCAUCGUUUCUUAUUCCCAAAUUAUUCAUUUAAUUUCCAAUUCAAUUUAAAUAUUAAAUUAACAUUACCAAUUAAAACUAUUGAAUUAUUAUAUUAUCCAAAUAGAGAAAUUAAAUUCAAAGAAAACUCUAAUAAUAAAGAAGCAACUCUUACAUUCUCUUCAAAAAACGGUAUUGAUAGUGAUAUUGUCUGUAUAGUUGAACCAGAGAAUGAUAUUGAAAGACCACAAUCAAUUAUUGAACAUUCAAAAUUAAAUAAUACAUAUGCAGUCAGUGUCAACUUUACACCAUCAUUCAGUCAUUUAACAUCGGAUGAUGUAAAUCAAAAAAGUGAAUUUAUAUUCCUCAUCGAUUGUUCAGGAAGUAUGAGUGGUGAACCAAUUAAAAAAGCAAAAAGAGCUUUAGAAAUUAUUAUUAGAAGUUUAAAUGAAAAUUGUAAGUUUAAUAUUUAUUGUUUCGGUAGUAGAUUUACAAAAGCAUUCGACAAUUCAAAAAUGUACAAUGAUGAAACAUUAGCUCAAAUUUCAGGAUAUGUUGAAAAAAUUGAUGCAGACUUAGGAGGUACAGAAUUAUUACCACCAAUCCGUGAUAUCCUUUCCACUGAAUCAGAUUUCGAAUAUCCAAGACAAUUAUUCAUUCUUACAGAUGGCGAAGUCAGUGAAAGAGAUAGUUUAAUAAACUAUGUAGCAACAGAAUCAAAUAACACUAGAAUCUUUACAUAUGGUAUUGGAAAUAGUGUAGAUACAGAAUUAGUAAUUGGUUUAUCAAAAGCAUGUAAAGGUUAUUAUGAAAUGAUUAAAGAUAACUCAAAUUUCGAAGAACAAGUAAUGAAAUUAGUUUCAAUUGCAUUCGAACCAACACUUUCAAAUAUUAAAGUAGAUUGGGGUACAGAAUUACAAAUUGAACAAGGUCCAACCAAAAUUCGUCCACUUUAUUCAGGUGAGACUUUAAUUGUUUAUGCAUUAUUAAAAGAUAAUAAAAUUCCUCAAUCAACAGUACAAGUUUCAUUAAUUGGUGAUGGACCAACUGGUUCAAAAUUAGAAUUCCCAAUUACAUUAGAUUUCUCAAAAACAAUUGAUUAUGAAAAUAAUUCAGUUCAUACAUUAGCAGCAUUUAACAUUAUAAAAGAUUUAGAAGAAGUUGAAAGAAAAGGAAAUCAUUCAAACAAUAGAGACAGAAUAGAAGAGUUAGGAAAAAGCUAUGGAUUAAUAUCAAAGUAUACUUCAUAUAUUGUCACUGCAGCUUCUGAACAAGUAACUGAAGAAACAAUGAAAACUUUAAAUAUUAUCCAAACACCAACAACAACAACAACAACAUCACACUCAAAUCGUAGAAGAGAAGAAGCAGAUCAUACUAUGAAUCAAACUUUGCUUAAAAAUUGUGCUGUUGUUGAUGAUUUAUUUGAAAGUUGUGAAAUGUUAUCAGAAACCUCAAUUAAAUUUGAAUGUAAUAGAGUGUACAAAAAAAUUCCUUCCUCUUUAUCAAAGAUUUUUUCAUUCUUUUCAUCACUAUCCACAUCUUCCUCUGUGAGAUCAGAAGUUGUAUCCAAUUUUGAUAAUGAUAUAGAAUCAGAGGAAAAGAAAAAUAAUAGUAUUAAUAAUAAUAGUGAUAGUUUAUUAAAAUUAAUUAAACUUCAAAAAGCCAAUGGAUCAUGGAGUUCACCAUUUAGUGAAUUCAAAAUUGAUUUAUCAAAGAAACCAUCAAACAUUGAUAGCGAUGAUAUUUGGAUCACUUUAAUAGUAAUCAACAAGAUUCUUAAUGAUUAUCCAACUCAACAAUCUCAAUAUGACCUUGUAAUUCAAAAGGCUUCAAAAUGGGUAAAACAACAAUUAACAAGAUUAAACAUUCCAAAUCAAUAUGGCUCAUUAUUAGCUACUUCAAAAUUACAUAUUUAA
This is a messenger RNA of Dictyostelium discoideum AX4, 2496 nucleotides long. Its product is annotated as type A von Willebrand factor domain-containing protein. Lineage: Eukaryota; Evosea; Eumycetozoa; Dictyosteliales; Dictyosteliaceae. The record is from RefSeq and is a predicted model, not a curated record. The transcript has a single exon. The coding region runs from base 1 to 2496 and encodes 831 amino acids.